Armigeres subalbatus is the source of this 3551-nucleotide messenger RNA. RefSeq names its product protein boule. Gene Ontology annotation, molecular function: mRNA 3'-UTR binding; translation activator activity. The transcript has 7 exons. NCBI's taxonomy places the organism in Eukaryota, Metazoa, Arthropoda, Insecta, Diptera, Culicidae. Gene Ontology annotation, biological process: positive regulation of translational initiation; 3'-UTR-mediated mRNA stabilization. The coding region runs from base 1751 to 2302 and encodes 183 amino acids. The record is from RefSeq and is a predicted model, not a curated record. Gene Ontology annotation, cellular component: cytoplasm.
GGGCAGUCUAGAGGUUCAAUCGCACAUCACCGCAUCGGCAGAGAGCAGCAGCAAUCGCAAGUAAUAUAAAAGUAAAAUCAUUUGAUUUCAUAGGAAAGUAAUAAGCCAGUAUAGUAGUAAAAAAGUAAGCCCGAGCCAGCAAAAACACGAAGAAAAUCUCGGGAGAGAGAGCAAACAAUCAGAAGCAGACAACGAGGGCCCAGCUGAGGCACUAUUCAAAACCAGUUUGAGUUUUUCGCUAGCCUUCCAUCGCGAAACCCACAUUCGAGAGGUAGAGAGAGGUUUUCCUUCCCGUGGUGGUCGCCCAGAAAGUUUGUCACGAAAAAUUGGUGUGCUUUUCCCGUCGCGCAAUCCCGAUUCAGUGAAAAUUUGCUCCCAGCUGGUGUUGAUUUGGUGUUUUUCCGGUGUUAAUCGUUCACCUGGCCUGGCUCACCCAAUUCGGUUCUCAGUCCGAGGUGAAGAGGUCGACCGUAUGUGUAAUGUGCAGUAGAGUGCGUUCUCGUUUUUUUGCAUUUUUGUCAGUGCUCUUGAAACCCUACACCUAAAAAAGUAAAAACGCGAAGCAAAUAGUGUAUUGCAGCGGUCAACCAGCAGUCAGUAGAAGCAGCCCGAGCCGAAGGAGUAAGAAGAAAAACCCUUGCUGCCGCAGCGUUAAAGGCAAAAAAAGUUAGUCAGAGCUACCAACCAGCCAGCAGCAGCCCCAGGGGAGAGAUUUUUCGGUUCGAUUGAUUUCGGUUUCAAUUCAGUCUUCUUUUGUGUGCCUAUGCCUACAACGGCGACGUAGACGACGACGUCUUGAAAAGAGUAAGGAUUCGAGAAAAGUUUUUGUCUCAAACACAUCAGCACACGGGCUUUUUCGUGUGCAGAAAAAGUGCGAGUUAGUAGCGAAACGAAAAAAAGAAGUGUGCCCAGUGAUUCGUAGCCAAAGCACACUAAAUUGUUACAGAAAAAUAGUCUUCUAGUUGUGAUUUGUCGUGUGUUUUUUUGGAUCAAAGGAUUUUCCGCUCGAAGGAUUCAGCUGGAAGCAUUGAACAAGUACGAGGUCAAAAUCAGAUGGUGUUCCUGAAUAAUCAAUAGCAUUGUUCUACGACGAAGACGAAACAGUUCAUUCUUGAGUGUAUGCAUCGAUAUCUUGGAGCGGCAGUCAAACACACUCUCCGCCACUCCACCACCCGACAGGAUUCCCACUUGGAGCACUAACUGGAGCUCCGAAGUCAACGCCGGAGAGAAGAAGAACAAGAAGACUGUGUUUUACUGUUUGUGUGUUGUUGUUAUUCCUGUUUCAAGCCAGGUCCCAGAUCGUUUACAAGUGAUAUUUAAAAAAAGCAAACGAAUCGAAUAAGGUGCCCUCGUUACAAGCGGUAGUGAUAAUAGAAAAGAGUUGCGUUUUUUCGGUGUAUCUUCUAAUUCCUGUUGCAAGUGAAGAGUGCCGUAAAUUGUUACCGAAUAUCGUUUUAAGGAAGCCCCCCACGGCUACGUAGUGCAAGAAGUCCUUAGCAUCCUCAGCGCCCCCCACAUUCAGGAGAUUUUUUGUGCUAUACCGGAGCAAGUUACCUGCUAGAGGGUAACCCCCAGUCGAACCAUCUACCUUUUCGACAGCCCGACGACGACGACGACGUCGAGUUCGUCGACCGACGGAAUCAUUUCGUGCGUGUACCCGUUUCACCAACAAGCCGGCACAAUUGAACCGUUCAAGCUGGCCACCCACAUACACCCGACGGAGCCAUUGGCUGCCGCACAUCACGGGACGAUGUCGAUACCGAACCCUGCUGGACAGAUCGACGGCGCACUGGCGGCGCCCAAGUACGGCACACUCAUCCCGAACCGGGUAUUCGUCGGUGGUAUCAGUGGCGACACGACGGAAGCGGAACUGUGCCGGUUAUUCAGCUCGUACGGCAACGUCAAGUCAACGAAAAUCAUCGUCGACCGGGCGGGCGUCAGCAAAGGCUACGGAUUCGUAACGUUCGAAACCGAACACGAGGCACAAAGACUGCAGAGCGAUGUAAGUAUGAAGGGAGACUGUAUUGUGCUGAGGGACCGUAAGCUAAACAUAGCACCAGCGAUUAAGAAGCAAACUAUCUGCGCGACGAAUGGAGCCGUGUACUACGCAGCCACACCCCCGACGCCGACGAUCAACAACAUCCCCAUCGAGCAGUUCGCGACAGCAGUCUACCCGCCAGGUGUGCCAACCAUCUAUCCUCCGACGAUGACCCCCUACCAGCCGUUCUACCAGUACUACAGCGUGCCAAUGAAUGUACCGACAAUUUGGCCUCAGAACUAUCAAGGAAUCUAUCCUUGUUAAAGAAAAAGAGAAUGGAUGUUGAGAAGUCUAAAAACCAAUCUAGCAAAAACAAAAUCAGAAUCUUAUUUAUUAUCAUGAGUAAUAUUUAUACAACAAAAGAAAAAAAGCAACAACCAGAACGAAUCCACAAAACAGAGCAACAUAAAUAAUAGAGCAAACAUGAACAAAGAUGAGGGGAAAUCUCACUCGAACACACGCGUCUACUAUAAACUACAACUACUACUACUAUUACUAUAUUGAAUUAGUAAUCAGCAGAGGCAGAGAGAAAAGAGAAUCCAUUAGUAUAAAUGAUUAACCCUAAUAUAGAAAGCAGAAUAAAUGCAAUAAAUAGCAGAAUGGUCGCAAGAAAAAGCAUAAUUAGCGCGACGACGCCAACAAACGACGGUGAGGACGACCACGGUGACGGGGGUGGGCGUUCGACUACCGACACAAUCAGAGCCCGUAGUGUGGGGUGUGCGUAGUGUGCCAAAGGAUUUGGAUUGUGCGGUGGGCAGGAGCAAACGCAGCGUAGUGGAAAGGACACGCCCGCGGUCAGCAGUCACGCGGCGGUCGAAGGAAGCUAACAUCGAAUAGUUUACGAUCUUAUUAAGCGAUAUUUAUACAUCGGGGCAUCAGCAGCAGCAGCAGACGCAGCUACACAACGCGUUCGUACCAUUAUUGGGAUGCUGCCGGGUAGAGAAUACCGAGCGGGUAUGCGGUCCGUUGCAGAUGACUGGUUGUUUCGCGACUCCGAUUGAUUCGUCGAUGGAGCCAAUGUGAUGCGAAAACUCUUGUUGUAGAUGAAUAUAAAAAAAGACAGUGAUUCCGCUUAAUGAUGGUGAUGAGCGAAUGAGAACGGCAGUGACUAAUCGGAACUGGAUCAACUUUUACCGAUCGAUCAUUGCCGAAUGUUGAAACUUUUUUUUUACUUUUUAAAGUAAACCAUUGUUGAGCGAUAUUAUCAUUAUUACACUAGUGAUCAUAUUAUAACUUAUUAACAAACUAUUUGUAGCGUAAUGAUGAUGAAGAAGAAGUAGCAAUGAUGAAGGAGGAGCAAAUGUAAGUCAGAUGAAAUAUUAGGAAAGUAUGCGAAAAAUGUGAAUAAAACACACUACUGAUCCGUGUGCGGUAGAUGGACAUAUUAAAUUUGAGUAAGAAAUACGCAAAUAUUUAUAAAAAUAAAUGCAAAAGCAUGAAAAAUCCAUAUACAUAUAUACAUAGAAUAUAUAUACAAGCGUACAGAAAUAAAAAAAAAGAAAACUGAUAACAA